Messenger RNA from Ostrea edulis (European flat oyster), 1513 nucleotides. RefSeq lists its product as uncharacterized. Lineage: Eukaryota; Metazoa; Mollusca; Bivalvia; Ostreida; Ostreidae. The record is from RefSeq and is a predicted model, not a curated record. The transcript is spliced from 7 exons. The coding region runs from base 128 to 1513 and encodes 461 amino acids.
ACUAAACACAGGCUGAACAUUUGAAUAUGGAUACUUAGGGGAUUAACGGUUUCAGAGGAGCAAGUGUGAAUUUUCUGUCGUGUUCAUCGUCCAUUAUUCCCCGUUAUUCACCCAAACACUCCCAACCAUGUUGUUGGGGAUUGACAAAAAUGAAAAGAAACGUAAACAUUUUACCUUGUGUCAUGAGAACAAUGAAUUUCGAUACGACACAGAAAUUGAAGGGCGGAUCUACUGGGCCUGUAAGGUACCCAACUGUCCGGGAAUGGUGGAAGAGGAGAACUAUAAAAUGCGGAUGAUAAAAGACCACGUGCACAUCAGCGGUAUGAAUGAUAGACAGACGACGAAAUGGCAGGACAACCCAUGGUACCGCAAACCAUCAACAGACAACUAUAAACACGACGCGACGGAAGCGUACAACAUCAACAACGGCCUGAAAAUGUCACGUGACCACGUCCAACCAGACGACAAGAAAGUACCAAGGGCAUCCUCACGAGAGGCAAAAGACAGAAAACGGAUAUCUAGACAUUUUUACUUCAACAUACCAUCCCAAAUCGAAUCACAACCAGUCCCUUCUUCUGUCACUUUAAGACAGUCUCCCGACCAACUGAAGAGGGAUUCAUUUGGCUCCGGCCUCGACAUAUCAGAGAUCUCAGACAGCCUGGGACCAGUUAUGAACUGUACUGGAUACAGACAACAACGUUUCUGGAUCCUGGUGGGGAUCUUUGGCUUGUUAUUUCUCACAAUCGUGGCUAUGGCGUUGUCUCUUUAUUUCAUUGACAAAUCAAUUCUAGACAGUCCAUUGCCAAAACAGAAUAACGAAGAUGUUCAACAAAGGACUGUCCCUGCAUCAUCUCCCACAUCAGCAACAGAGAGAACAGAGAGGGCAUCCCAUACACCGACCCAAGAUAACACGCCCACUGUCACCACUACCUCGCCAGGAGAAGGUACUGCUGAGUCCACAUCAACUACGUCACAAGUGACGUAUUCAACGACGACGCAGACGACACUUCAAACAACUGUGCAGGCCAUUCCUCUAUCGACAGGUGCAUUUGCUCCAAUAGUAUUUUCGGGAUCCCUGAUGCUCAACAAAACGUGGACUGCUAAACUCGAUGACAAAAGGACUUCGCGGUAUCAGCUGUAUUCUAAAGCUAUUGUAUACGAGCUGGAUACUGCAUUCCUGACCAGUCCGCUGAGGGAUCUCUUCAACUCCAGUAAAGUGAUGGGUUUCAGUUCUGGCAGUGUAAAGGUAUUCUUCAAGAUCACGUUUCAUGCCAUCGUGAAGGACGAUGGACAGAUAGAUAGUUCGCUUGUCAACGCUAAAAACGUGCAGCAGACGAUCGAGCGCGAGACGGCUAGACAACAGACGACAAGAACCAAUGGCUAUCUCAGUACAGUUAUGGGUGGAAGCAUUACAGUCAAACUGUCUAAUGGUAAACGUCGCGUUUACGAAAGUCUUGUCAGUUCAAAAGACAUUCAUCAAUGCAAAGAAAUAACUGUGAUAAUAAACGAAUGA